AUGGCCGUAGGAGAUGCUGGUCAGGAGCCAACAUGUCACAUUUUGAACUUCUUCUACGAUGAUGAAGACUCAUGUGCACUCACAGCUCUUAUCAAUGGCGUCCGAUUUCACAUUAUCGUCGAUGCGAGUCGGCCUCGAGGAUCCGGCUCCGGUGAAGUGUUCACAGAGUACCUAAAGCGAUUGAGGAGCGUGAAGGUCGCCGAGGCCAACAUUGACAAUGCCACGACCAAAGGAGCAAUCACCAAGGGCAUCAUUGCCGAAGAUGAAGCCAUUAGCAAGGGUACUGAGGCUGAUCCUAAGUCCGAUCGGUCAAGCCCUAUGAGAGACGACAAAGAUAGCGCCAUCGACCUGAGUGCGGACAAAUACGAGCGACUGAAAGACGCCGGAGAUAAAGAGUUGCAGAAAGAGAGUGAUGCGGAACUGUGCUUGCAAAAUUGGAUCCUGGGCGCCUUUGAAGAUGAAACGCGCAGGCUCGCCCCGGGAAACCCAUCUUCCAAGAAGCAAUCCCUUUACGAAUGGUAUCAUGGAGAGACACACUACUUUGAAGUAGAGUUCAGUGACAAUCGACUCGCACCUCAAGAGCUGGAAGAAACAGAAGAGCUCCAGAGGAGAAUGGAAGAGUUGACCCCUAGGUUGCCAAUGCCCAAAUAUAUCAAGGAGAUGGACUUGCCCUGGAUCGGCCCAGAAGACAUUGAAGUCUUGUCCGAGAUCGUCGACCCGGAACCUGUUCAUCCUGGUGCCGUCAAAUACAACAAUGAAGUUUAUUUCUUCAAACCAGUCGACCCAGAUCAACCGCAACCCACCAAACGCGAGAUCAAGAUGCUUUCAAAGAUCGAAACGCUAGGGCUGGGCGACAAAAUCAUGGUGCCUAGACUGUUGGGAUUGGUGGCCUUUGAACACAGCACCACGGAGAUCAUGGGCCUUUUAUUGACAAAUAUUCCCUCGCCGAAACCCCUGACGACACUCCUCAGCUCCGAAGUCCCUGAAGAGAAACGACUCCGGUGGGCCGACGAGGCUCAAGAUGUGGUGAAAGAACUCCACCAGAAGGGCAUCGUGUGGGGUGAUGCUAAAGCUGACAAUUUUAUGGUGGACGAGGAUGACAAUCUUUGGAUCAUCGACUUCGGCGGCAGUUACACUGAAGGUUGGGUUGAUCCUGAAGUCUCCGAGACCAAGGACGGUGAUAAGAUGGGUCUCGAGAAGAUCGUUGACGCCUUGGUAGAUCCCGACGAGAACACAUUUGAUCCGGAGGAUGAUGCAGAGGACGACUCGGACUUUGAGCCGACGUCGAAGAAGCGGAAGAGGACAAACGGCACGGAAGAUAGCAAGUCUUCGCGAAGAAAAGCCGAGGAGUGA
Molecule: messenger RNA, 1353 nt
Organism: Exophiala oligosperma
Lineage: Eukaryota; Fungi; Ascomycota; Eurotiomycetes; Chaetothyriales; Herpotrichiellaceae
Exons: 1
Coding region: 1-1353 (450 amino acids)
Biological process (GO): protein phosphorylation
Molecular function (GO): ATP binding; protein kinase activity
Source: RefSeq, a predicted model, not a curated record